Messenger RNA from Brachypodium distachyon (stiff brome), 2854 nucleotides. Its product is annotated as acyltransferase-like protein At1g54570, chloroplastic. Lineage: Eukaryota; Viridiplantae; Streptophyta; Magnoliopsida; Poales; Poaceae. Gene Ontology annotation, cellular component: membrane. The record is from RefSeq and is a predicted model, not a curated record. Bases 181 to 2256 code for a protein of 691 amino acids. The transcript is spliced from 13 exons.
CUUCAUUUAGAUUUUUCUCCCCUAAAUCAAUUUGCUCGUCUUCGAUGGUUUAAAACCGCGAUCACUAGUGCUUCAUCGCGACGAGGAACGGAGCCUUCUCUCCUCGCGUCCCUUGCUCCUCCUCCCCUGUUCCCUUUUUCUUUCUACAGUCAAGUGAUCCUCGAAUCCUAUCCUCUCGCCAUGUCCAUUGUCCCGCACACUGUUCUCCGCCCGUUCGGCGUAAAUCCGACGAGUCGCUAUCUUCGGCGGCAUGCCUCUUUGGGCCUCCGCGCGAGCUCCGUCGAUGCAACGAACCGGAAGGACGACUUGGAGACGGAGAGUAGCAAGAAGAAGAGGACGAAGAAGUCACCCUUGGAGGCUCUUCACGACGACGGGUUUGGGAGCGUCACCAUGAAGGACUACUUGGAGGCGGCGAGGCCCAUGAUGCCCAAGGACGACGCUGGGCCUGGGCCGCCGCGGUGGUUCUGCCCGUUGGAGUGCGGACGGCCGGUGGUGGACAAGGCACCGCUGCUCAUCUUCUUGUCAGGAGUCGAUGGUGUUGGAAUGGAGCUCAUUUUGCACCACAAAUCUUUGGGCAAGGUAUUUGAGGUUUGCUGCUUCCAUAUACCAGUAAAUGACCGUACACCAUUUGAAGGGCUAUUACAAAUGGUGGAAGCUUAUGUACAAUAUGAGAAUGCUUUGUCACCAAAGAGACCAAUAUAUAUUACUGGAGAUACUUUUGGUGGAUGCUUGGCAAUUUCAGUGGCGGCUCGUAAUCAAAAAAUUGAUUUGGUUCUUAUAUUAGUAAAUCCAGCAACAUCAUCUGCAAAAUCCCCGUUGCAGGCAAUAUUGCCUCUUUUGGAAGUGGUGCCAAGCAACCUUCCGGUUACAUAUCCUGACCUUCUCAGAUAUUUGAUUGGUAACCCUCUUAAUGUGGCUAUGGUUAGCAUUCAGAACAAUCAUUCCCCUCAAGAGACUCUGCAAGAGUUUUCAGAAAGUCUUACUUCAAUGCUACCUUUUGUUUCAUGCUUAUUUAUUUCUCAGGAACUGGCACAUGUCAUACGAAUGGAUACUCUUGUAUGGAAACUCAAGCUUCUCAAGUCAGGUGUGGCCUAUGCCAAUUCUCAACUUCACGCGGUACAAGCAGAAGUUCUACUUCUUGCCAGUGGCAAUGAGAAUCUUCCGCCAAGUGGAGAAGCAGACCGACUGUUUAAGACGCUGAAAAAGUGCAAAGUUCGAUACUUUAGGAACCGUGGGGAUAAACUACUUAUGGAGGAUGGCUUCAACCUGCUAACUGUCAUAAAAGGAGCCAGCAUGUACCGUCGCAGUAGACAACGGGACCCGGUGACCGAUUACCUCCCACCUACAUUAAGUGAAUUCAAGAGAACAUAUGGUGAAGAUUUCAAACUGUUUCAUCAGUUACUGAGCCCAGUAAUGCUGUCUACGAUGAAAGAUGGAGAAAUUGUGCGUGGUCUUUCCGGUGUUCCUGACAAAGGUCCAGUCUUGUUUGUGGGCUAUCACCAACUCUUGGCCAUGGAGAUGUUCGCACUUUUUGAAGGGUUCUUGGGAGAGAAAAAAACAGUUAUCCGAACUGCGGCCCAUCAAGUAUUUUUUGUUGGAAAUUUUGAGAUUUUGCGCCAAGAACUGUCUCUAUUUGACGCAUUCUCUAUGUACGGCGCAGUUCCUGUCAGUCCGAUCAAUACGUACAAGUCGUUCGAGAGAAAUGAAUUUGUUCUCCUCUAUCCCGGUGGAGUGCGGGAAGCUCUACAUAGGAAGGGCGAAGGAUACCAAUUGUUUUGGCCAGAUCAACCAGAAUUUGUAAGGAUGGCAGCGCGGUUUGGUGUUACUAUUGUACCAUUUGGUUGCGUCGGAGAAGAUGACUUUCUUCAGAUAGUUCUGGACUACCAUGAUCUAAAGAACAUCCCCUAUAUCAAAGACCAGAUAAAAUCAUUCAAUGAAGAUUUGACAGGAAUAAGAGAUACUGUCAAAGGAGAAGAAGGGAAUCAGACUUUGCAUAUGCCUGUUGUUCUCCCUAAAGUACCAGGUCGGAUGUACUUCCUGUUCGGAAAGCCAAUUGAGAUGAAAGGAAUGGACAAUGUAUUGACGGAUCGGAAGGAGGCAAACCAAGUGUAUCUGCAAAUCAAAUCCGAGGUGGAGAACGUCAUGUCUUACCUCAAGAGGAAGAGAGAGCAAGAUCCUUACCGGAGUAUCACGCGGCGCACGCUGUACCGAGCAACCCGGGGUCCGUCUGCUGAAGUGCCGACUUUUGAUCCGUGACGGGGUAUCAUUCGACCAUGUCGAUCAGGUUCCACUGUCAAAGAUAACGGAACAAAUUCAGGCUCAGCAAAUUCAAAGUUCAAAGACUAGAGAUUCUGAACAGACUUACAGGCUAAAUGCCUAUUAAGUGCGCGUGACAACUUUUGACCAUGUUUCAAAUUGUUGCUUCUCUUAAUGCUCCCUCCAUUUCAGGCGUAUUUUGUUUCGUUAAGACAAGCCUUUGACCAAGAAUUGCUUUAUUAAUAUGUAAGUUAUAUGAUACGAAACCAUGCUCAUUAGCAAGAGCUUUUAAAAACGAAUCCACUGAUAUGAAUUUCAUGUACUCCCUCCGUCCAACAAAGAAUGUCUCAACUUUAACCAAAUUUGAAUGCAUGUAUACAUUAAGUCAUGUCUAGAUACAUCCAAAUUUUGACAACCUUGAAACAUCUUUUGUUGGACGUAGGGAGUAUGAAAAAACACAUAUCAAUAGAGUUUUCGUUGGUCAAAGGCUUGUCUUAACGAAACAAAAUACGCCAACCUUUGUGAAAUGGGGGAAGUAUGUUACUUUGUUUGAGGCGCACAAGAAUUCAAAACCAUCGUGAGGCUCCUUUGAUUCAAA